UUCCACGUCCUCAUGACGUCGGACGGCUCGCCGUACCAGCGAUGGCAGUCGCGAGCGAUGUAUUACCACUACGAGAAACAGCGCGCCAAGGCGGGCGCCGCCGGCGCGAUGGGCGACUUCACGCGCCUCCUCCACAGCGGCGUCCCGGACGACCUCAUGAGCGAGAUUCCCACGGUCGUGGUGAACAAGCUCCCUCCGGACGUUGACGACGGCGGAUACGUCGUAUUACAUCGUCCCUACGCGAUUAAACAGUGGCUAGACUCGCACGCGGCCGCAAUCGAGGAGGAGUUCGUCCUUCUCGCGGAGCCGGAUCAUCUGUUCCUGCGGCCAAUGCCGCUGCUCGCGUCGAAUGAAACGGCUGUUGGGUAUCCGUUCUUUUACAUCACCCCGAACGACGACGCCCACUGGAAGAUACUCCAAAAGUUUAACGCCGCGCGCGCGCCGCGCGCGUCGUUCCCGCCGACGGGAAACUCGCCGUGCAUGCUGUCCAUCGACGCGCUGCGCGCCGUCACGCCCAUCUGGCACGAUCUCGCGGUGCGAAUGAAGCACGACCCGGAGGCGGACGCGGCGUUCGGGUGGGUGCUCGAGAUGUGGGCGUACAGCGUCGCCGUCGCGCAGGCGGGGGUGAAGCACGCGAUGGUAGACGAGCUCAUGAUUCACCCUCCGUGGGACGCGAGCACGCGAGCGAAAUCGAACGGGCGCCAGGCGUUCGUCAUCCACUACACGUACGGGCAAGACUUCACGAAGAGCGGCCAGAUGACGAACGGGAAGGUUGGGGACUGGCACUGGGAUAAGAGAGAUCACACGUUGACGCCCCCGGGGAAGAUACCGCCGCCGCCGAGAAAAGCGAGCGGGGGGACGCGCGCGCUCGUGAAGCUGUUGAACGAGGCGAUGGACAACAUCCCGGAGUGGGAC
Micromonas pusilla CCMP1545 is the source of this 915-nucleotide messenger RNA. RefSeq lists its product as uncharacterized. Gene Ontology annotation, molecular function: glycosyltransferase activity. The annotation marks the transcript as partial. The transcript has a single exon. NCBI's taxonomy places the organism in Eukaryota, Viridiplantae, Chlorophyta, Mamiellophyceae, Mamiellales, Mamiellaceae. The record is from RefSeq and is a predicted model, not a curated record.